AUGCGCUUCGACUUGUCUAGCCUGGCUGUGACGGCCAGCCUGCUGGCAUCUGCCGGCAGUGCGCUAUCGUCCCACGAUGUCCCCUCCGACCUGCCCGUCUCGGCGCUCCUGACGUCGGCGCAGUCGCUUCUGGCCAGGGGCGAGACAAGCGAGGCCCUCGUCUACUACGAUGCUGCCCUCGCCAAAGACCCGACCAACUACCUGACCCUCUUCAAGCGCGCUACAACCUACCUCUCCCUCGGCCGCGCCGCUCAGGCAACCGACGACUUCAACAAGGUGCUUGCUCUCAAGCCUGGCUUCGAAGGCGCCCACCUGCAGCUGGCAAAGAUCAAGUCCAAGGCCGCCGAGUGGGAAGCUGCUAGGGCCGAGUACAAGGCCGCAAACAGGGACCUCGACUCAACCGAGGUUGCAGAGCUUGCAGAGGCAGAGGGCGCCGCCAGGCUCGCCAACGACGCCGCGAGCGCUGCUCAAUGGGACGAUUGCGUCAAUCAUGCUGGUGUCGCCAUCCUCGUCGCCUCCAGAUCUCCGUCCCUGCGCCAGCUGAGGGCCCGCUGCCGCUUCGAGCGUGGCGAGGUUGAAGAGGGCAUGGGCGACCUACACCACGUUCUGCAGAUGCGCCCUGGGGACACGGAUCCCCGCGUCCUGAUUUCGGCCACGACCUUUUACGGCCUCGGCGAUUUCGACAAUGGCCUCGCGCAAGUCAGGAAGUGUCUUCACUCUGACCCAGACUCCAAAGUCUGCAAGAAGUUGCACAAGCAGCAGAAGCUCAUCCACAAAAUCUACACAAAGGCCCAGGGCCAGCUCAAUAAGGGGCAAUCGACGACGGCUGGGCGCACACUCAUUGGCAACGCAGAAGAGCCUGGUCUGAUCACAAAGAUCCGAGAGCAGGUGGAAGAGCUGCGGCAGGAUGGGAGGAUUCCCGCCAAGUCGACGGCCAGAUUAUAUGACCAGACUGUGGAGAUGGUGUGCCAGGCAUACUCUGAGUCAAACCACAGAGAUGCCCAAAAGUAUUGCGACGAGGCGCUGCAGCUGGACUCCCAGUCUUUCUGGGGCCUGGUCCAUCGGGGCAAGGUGCUGCUCAAGAAGGAAGAAUUCGAGGCGGCCAUCGAGGCGCUGAACAAGGCAGCCGAAGCGCGGCCAGACAAGCAGGACAAGGUCAAUCCGAUCCUCAACAAGGCCCAAAUUGCCCUCAAGCAUAGUAAGACAAAGGACUACUACAAAAUCCUCGGCGUGCCCAGAGACGCCGACGAGAGGCAAAUCAAGUCGGCAUACCGGAAAGCAUCGAAGCAGCACCACCCGGACAAAGCAGCCAAGCAGGGCGUCAACAAGGAGGAGGCCGAGAAGAAGAUGGCGUCCAUCAACGAGGCGUACGAGGUGCUCAGCGACCCGGAGCUCCGCACGCGGUUCGACAACGGGGACGACCCCAACUCGCAGGAGAGGACGAACCCCUUCCAGGGCCAGCCCUUUCCCGGCGGCAACCCCUUCAUGUUCCAGCAGCAGGGCGGGGGCGGGCAAGCCAACUUCAAGUUCCACUUUGGCGGUGGCGGAGGGGGGGGGGGCCCGUUUGGGUUCUGA
Molecule: messenger RNA, 1575 nt
Organism: Hirsutella rhossiliensis
Lineage: Eukaryota; Fungi; Ascomycota; Sordariomycetes; Hypocreales; Ophiocordycipitaceae
Product: dnaJ domain-containing protein
Exons: 2
Coding region: 1-1575 (524 amino acids)
Biological process (GO): protein folding in endoplasmic reticulum
Cellular component (GO): endoplasmic reticulum
Molecular function (GO): protein-folding chaperone binding; misfolded protein binding
Source: RefSeq, a predicted model, not a curated record